CCCCAAAUCGCAGCCCCACCCCCACAGCCCGGGUGGCGGAGUGACAGUUGGUACCCCUGGUCUGAUCGCAGCCGGCUAGGCGCCCGCGGCGUUGGGAUUCCCUUCGGCACGGCCCUUCGAUGACCCCCCAACGACAUAACAGGGUGAAGGCAGCAUGAGUGGUGCCUGUGGGCAGACUUAGCCAUUUGAUUUUAUUUAGAAGACAGCCACCCACUUGGAAGGCAGAGCUUCAGUGGCUGAAGGAGCUGUGAUCUUUCAAGCACAGUGCAGUUGGAGCAGAGCGGGGUGUGUGUAUGUGUGUAAGAGAUAGCACAGACUGGAUGGAAGGCUGAUGAAGAAAAGUAGCAGCAUGACUGAGGUGAUGGAAAUGUACUGGAACACUGGGAGAAGCUAAUAUCUUACAGGAAGCCAAGAUGAGAAGAAUCUUUUUAAAAUAAUCUAAGGAAGAUUCUAUUCAGAAAUGAGGCGAAUUAACGUUCGGACACCACUACACGGAGUGUUUUAAACUGCCCUGACCAUCUUGCCAACUGAGUCUCGGCUCAUGAGAUCCAACAAGAUGAACCGGCCAAGGAGGGAUAGUGUCCUGCCCUGUACGAACAGUGACUGCUGACGUCUGAGAGCAAGUUGGGGGUACUGCGUAUUGUCUGCCAGUACCAUGAAGGAAGUGGUUUAUUGGUCACCCAAGAAGGUGGCAGACUGGCUGCUGGAGAAUGCUAUGCCUGAAUACUGUGAGCCUCUAGAACAUUUCACAGGCCGGGACUUGAUCAAUCUAACCCAAGAGGAUUUCACAAAACCCCCACUGUGCCGAGUCUCAUCUGACAACGGGCAGCGGCUCUUAGACAUGAUCGAGACCCUGAAGAUGGAGCACCAUAUGGAAGCGCACAAGAACGGCCACGCCAAUGGGCACCUCAGCGUUGGCGUCGACAUUCCCAACCCUGAUGGCGGCAGCUUCAGCAUCAAGAUGAAACCCAAUGGAAUGCCAAAUGGGUAUAGGAAAGAGAUGAUCAAGAUCCCCAUGCCAGAACCAGAGCGCUCUCAGUACCCCAUGGAGUGGGGCAAGACUCUUCUGGCCUUUCUUUAUGCACUUUCCUGUUUUGUUCUCACUACAGUGAUGAUCUCGGUCGUCCAUGAACGAGUACCUCCUAAGGAGGUGCAGCCUCCACUACCGGACACGUUUUUUGACCAUUUUAACCGGGUGCAGUGGGCCUUUUCUAUUUGCGAAAUUAACGGCAUGAUCCUUGUAGGACUCUGGUUAAUUCAGUGGCUGGUCUUAAAAUACAAGUCUAUUAUUAGCAGAAGAUUUUUCUGCAUAGUUGGCACGCUGUACCUGUAUCGGUGUAUUACAAUGUAUGUAACUACACUCCCAGUACCUGGCAUGCAUUUCAACUGUUCUCCGAAGCUCUUUGGAGACUGGGAAGCUCAAGUGCGGAGAAUAAUGAAGCUCAUUGCUGGAGGUGGCUUGUCCAUCACAGGCUCUCACAACAUGUGUGGGGACUAUCUAUACAGUGGCCACACGGUCAUGCUAACGCUCACCUAUUUAUUUAUCAAAGAGUAUUCCCCGAGGCGACUCUGGUGGUACCACUGGAUUUGCUGGCUCCUUAGCGUCGUUGGAAUCUUCUGUAUUCUCUUAGCGCAUGACCACUACACUGUGGACGUGGUGGUGGCCUACUACAUCACCACAAGGCUCUUCUGGUGGUAUCACACAAUGGCCAAUCAGCAAGUGCUGAAGGAAGCUUCCCAGAUGAACCUCCUGGCCAGGGUGUGGUGGUACAGGCCAUUUCAGUACUUUGAAAAGAAUGUCCAAGGAAUUGUACCUCGAUCUUACCAUUGGCCCUUCCCCUGGCCAGUAGUCCACCUUGGUAGGCAAGUUAAAUAUAGCCGGUUGGUAAACGACACAUAACAGCUCUACAAAGUAGGGGAAUGAGGAACUGUCCGAAGUGCUAAGAACUCCAUGAGAGAAGAUGCCAUAAAUAAACACCUCCCUACUGCUAUUAUCUUUCAACAGUUACCUUGACUUAACCUAUUGAGUUACCUGGUCAGCACUGUGAUCUUUUUUUUUUUUUUCUCUCUCCAAAGGACCUGCGUUGGACACCAAUAAAGAAAAUUUACCUUAUCAUGCACUGUACACAUUUCCUGUUGUUAAACCUGGGGCUUCUCUAACCAGCAGCCACCGUGUUCCUCUGUGUAAUCCAGCAGCACCACUGUGCGCUUCCAUAUCAUAAGCUCUGGCCUUUCCAGCCACAUCUGGAAGUAAAGUGUGUUAUUUUCUUGGGAAAACAUACUUUUCAUAUCUCUUGCCCCAAAGACAGGGCUGUAAGCCAUUUUCUAGCAAAUGUCUCUAUGAAGGGUUCUAAGUGUCUGUGUGGGGUUUGGUUCAGAAAUCUCUGCCUGCUGCACUGAAGAUGGUAGGUGUGGAGAGGUCUGCUCACUUGGGGGUUUUAUAAAAUCAGCAGAGAUGGUGUAUCAAAAACUGAAAAAAAAAGAUUCUGUUAUAAAGUGAUUUUUCUAAGUAUUUCCUAACUUUAUUUUUCAAAAUGAUGUUGUGAAAACCAAAUUUAAAGAUUUUUACAUGUCACAGAAGAGUUAAAAUUUAAAAAUGCUUCUUGGGAGAGAAAUUUGUCUAUGUUUCUAGUGCCUUUCUUGUCUUGAUUGUAUGGUUGGUAGGCAAUCUUAAAUGUUUUUAUUUAAAAUAAAGUAUUCCAUGAAAAUAUAAAUGUAUGUAUACACUACUAAAUUUUGCAUUUAUAGCUAAAUUAAAUCAAAAGACUGCUAAUGGUCUUAAAAAUGUUUUGAAUUAACGAAUAGGGGUGUGAAUUAAGAGUACGUGCCCAAUCACAGAUUGUGAGCAGGCAGCCAUGACACAUGCCACUGAAAUUAUUUCAUCUAUUUGGUAGUUCAGUUUUAACUACUCAAUAAAAACAGCCAUGAAUAUCUUUUUUUUAAAGAGAGUUUUGAAAAUCAUUUAACCUAAAACUUGAAAGCUAUAAACUAGUUAUCCAUACUCUCAUGACAAUUUUGUUGGUGAACAGCAACAACAACAACAACAACAAAGAGAUCUAUUUCUUUAAAAUAUAUUUGUGCAGAAACUGCAUGUAACUCUUGAGUUUUACUCCUGACAUACGGUUGUUUGGGGAAGUAUUCUACUCUAUACUUGCCAACGUGGAGAACAAACUAGUUUUCUAAGAACGAAGAAGUAUAUAUAUAUAUAAAAUAUCCAUUCUGUAUUUUAUGUGCAGCAGAAUUACCUUCUGUAGGUUUUGUGUGUAUGUGUGUGCAGAAGCAUGUGUGUGUGUGUGUGCGCGUGCGUGCGUGCGUGCGUGCGUGCGUGCGUGUGUGUGUGUGGUGGUGUGUGACUUACAAGGUGAUAUUUGUAUUGUAAAACAAUAAUGGUGAAGGAAAUAAAAAGGCUUUUAAAUUUUUGUUUGUUUUAAAUCUUUGUAAAAUUAUUAUUCCAGAGCGUAUACUGAUAUCUUACAGCUUACCUAAAUCAUAACUUAAUCAAAAUGCACUUUUUAAUAAAAACUGAUACUGAAAGUA
Messenger RNA from Cricetulus griseus (Chinese hamster), 3537 nucleotides. Lineage: Eukaryota; Metazoa; Chordata; Mammalia; Rodentia; Cricetidae. The record is from RefSeq and is a predicted model, not a curated record.